This is a messenger RNA of Salvelinus sp. IW2-2015, 3727 nucleotides long. RefSeq names its product zinc finger and BTB domain-containing protein 39-like. Lineage: Eukaryota; Metazoa; Chordata; Actinopteri; Salmoniformes; Salmonidae. Gene Ontology annotation, molecular function: DNA-binding transcription factor activity, RNA polymerase II-specific; protein binding. The record is from RefSeq and is a predicted model, not a curated record. Gene Ontology annotation, biological process: regulation of transcription by RNA polymerase II. Gene Ontology annotation, cellular component: nucleus.
CAAGCAUUAUUUUGUUUUACGUCAUUGCUGUGCGACUAACGACCGAUAAUAAAAAAGGAAGCUAGCGAAACCGUUGACUAAAUGGUCGAACAUACUGCCUUCUAUUGUUGGGAUUUGAGUAACACCGCCAGGGAGGGAUGAGGAUUCGGCUGCAGGGCUCAGGCCACGCCGCUGGCCUCCUCGCCGAACUCAACCACUGCCGCCUGUCUCGCCUCUUCUGUGAUGUCAUCCUCCAGGUGGGGAGCCGCGCCUUUGCAGUGCACCGCGCCGUGCUCGCGUGCGCCGGAACCCACUUCCGCAGCCUGUUCUCGGGCAGGGGGACCCAGAUCGUAACCUCAGGAGCCGGAGCCACGACAACGUACACUCUGGAUUUUGUGUCCCCGGCCAAUUUUGAGAAGGUGCUGACUUUCAUCUACACGGGAGAGAUCUUCACAGACCUGAUAGAUGUAGGAGUGCUGUAUGAGCUGGCAGAGAGGCUGGGGGUGAGAGAGCUGGUGAGGGCCUGUCACGCUACCUUCCCUGACCUGCAGCAACCGGGCUCUGGCUCUGCAGACUGUGUGGUGGAUGGAGACCUGGACCCUGACAUGGUUGCAGCUGCUGCUGCUGGGUCAUCCGUGUGCUCGUCCUCUGCAGCGUCUUGUUCCUCCCUGUCAUCAUCUGCUGGUCCCUCGGCUGCUCCUACUCCAGCGGCGGCCCCCUCACCUCUCCCCCAGGGCAGCAGGGUGGCCAGGCUGGGCCGGGGUGGUGGACACACAGCCCCUCUGUCCCUGUCCCUCAAAGCAGAGGACGUCCAGUCUCACCUGGGCUAUGGACAGAUGGCCGAAGACAAACGGCUACAGCUGACAGGAGAUCAGCAGAGUUCAGUAGACAUGUCCACUGUAGCUGUGGUGGCUACACCUGGACCUCCCCUGCAGCUGAAGACUGAGGAGGUGGUGGUGGGAGACGGGGUUGGUAACGGUGAGGAAGAACAGAURGUAGUUAGUGGGAGUAGGGCUGGUUCUGUACCUCCAUGUGUGUCUGACUCCUGCUCCUACCCCGACUCAUCAGCCCAGCUGGGAGGGGACAUCUGUGGGGUGAGGGAGGCCCCCAUGUCCUCCUCUGGAGACCCCCUGGACAGCCUGCAGAUGGGAGUGGUGGAGGCUGGGGUGGGAGGGGUGAGCUCUGACCACGCAGGGGUCAUCUUUGGGGGGGAGGAUGAUGAAGAUGAUGAUGAAGAGAAUGAGGAAGAGAGAGAGCAUCUGCAGGGAGAUGAAGAAGGGACUGAUGGAGGAGUGGACCAGUGGAGACAGCUGGCUGGAGAGAUCAUUGAGUUGAGCGAUGGCGAGAACUACAUGGAGGAGGAAGAUGAGGAGGAGGAUGAAGACGAGGACUUGGUGUGUGUGGAGAACGGAGCAGCGGUCAGUGCAGGAGGUGUGAACACUGGCCAGGUGUCGUCGGUGCAGGGUAUAAUGGCGUGUAAAGCCUGUGGAAUGGCACUGUUGRCAGACUCCGCUUCCCUGAGGGCCCACGCAGAGACCCACCUCUCUGAGACAGGGGCCUGCAGGGUGUGUGGGGCAUCUUUCCCCGGAGACCGUGGCGCCAGCAUCACCCACGCCCUGUCCCAUGUGGUGUUCUCUUGUGACAUGUGUCAUCUCCAGUUCAACAGCCAGGCCAAGUUGGUACGCCACCGGCGCCAAGCUGCAGCCAGGUACACCCUCCCCAGUCAGCUCCACAACGCCACCCAGGGGCACAACGGGGAGCUGCAGUGUGCUGUCUGUAACAAAGCCCUCACCAAGGACUUCCAGGUCAUCAGGGAUCACCUGCUUAGUCACGUGUCUAUCCAGUCACUGAGCUGCGGUGUGUGCCAGCUGCCCCAGCCCUCCCUGUGUGCCCUGCUGUGGCACGCCCUCACCCACCUCUCCCUGCCAGUCUACUCAUGCCCGCUCUGCGCCUGCGGCUUCCUAGAUCGCCCUCUGCUGGACAGACACAUGUUCCUGCAUGCUGAGGAGGCCGCCACUGACAGAGAGGCCAUGAGGGCUCAUAAAGCAGCCGGACCAGAGGGAGAGGAGGAGCUGCGUUGCUUCUUAUGCCCACAGACCUUCCGCUCCGCCUCAGCCUUCCAGUACCACCUGAGCUUUCACACCAACGAGGCCCAGGGCAGCCAGGGGUGGGCAGGGAAACGAAAGGCUGACCAGAUAGAGUACCCUUCCUCUUGCUCCUCCUCCUCCCCCCUGGASGCAGGCAGCCUGGGGAAGCUGGGCAACAUGGGCUUCGGCCUGGGCUCCUUCAGCCUCUCAGACAAGCUGCUCCAGGGGGCCGUGGCGGCUGGCUUUCCCACGGGCCUCCUGUCCAAUGGGAACUCCAUGGGUGGCACCAUCCCCCGGGAGAAAUGGUACCGCUGUCGCUUCUGUGGCAAACGCUUUGCCCACUCUGGCGAGUUCACCUACCACCUGCGCAUCCACACUGGGGAGAAGCCGUACCAGUGCAAGGUGUGCCUGAGGUUCUUCCGAGGGCGCUCCACUAUGAUCUGCCACCUGAAGACCCACGCCGGGGCACUCAUGUACCGCUGCACCAUUUGCGGCCUCUACUUUUCCACGCUCAAGCUGGUGUCCUCCCACAUGGACGUUCACAAAGACCACCUGCCUCCAGACUUCAACAUAGAGCAGACCUUCAUGUACAACGACCACUCCAAAGAACCCCUCCCCGCCCUGGACACCUGAUCAGCUACUCCUCUGGUGUCUUUCACUUCCUUUUCUUCCCCCCGUCUCUUUGUCUGCCUGUCUCUCGCCCCUUCUCUCCCUCUCUUUUCCACUCGCUUUCAAUACCUCUUUCUGGUUGUGGACCAUAUCUAUAGCCGUGUAGAAUGUAUUUCACUUGUUUUAUGUCUGUAUUUCAGAUGGUAUUAUGGAUCGAAGAGACCUGUUUUGUAGCAUAGUGUCGCUGGAAAGGUCAUCUUUCUUGGAAGAAGCUUAGCCACUUGGUGGCAGUAUAUCUAUUGUGGUCUAUGGAAGGAAGGACGUGCUACUGUUUACAACGCAAGUCCAUUGGCUUUUCCUAAGUUGCAGUCAAACUUUGUCUUAAGUGUCUUCUUACUCAGUUUUACAAAAAAUGAAUAACAUUUUUCUAUCACUGUAAGCAUUUUGUCAGUUACAUGUUCAUCCAUUUUUAUAUUAAACACGUGACAGACCAUUCAUGUGUGUCUGAGUGAAACACAAUAUUUGCCACGCUGCACCAAGCAUAUGUACCCAUUAACAUGGGUUAAGUGUACCUGACCAGUCAUACUUUGUAACUGAAGAAUGGGAGGAUGAAUGAGGCCUUGCUGUAUCUGUUCCCUAGGAAACCAUUUAGGUAGAUCUUCCUCAAAGCAUUUGUUAUGUUGUGAUAGACUAUAAUGCAGACAUUAUAUAGUAGUUCAUAUGUGUUACUGAUCAGAUGGUAUGAACGGUAGUUUCCAACCAGAGUGCCAUUUAGUCACGCAAGAGGUUUAAAAAUUCACAGGAAAUCAUGUCUGCCUUGUCUCAGCAUUUCAAAGGCACUACGUUAUGAGUAUUGUGUUUUGUAGACUUGUGGUCCUUCAAGUGCUCACUUUGGGUAUGAUGACAUUUAAACAACUAUUUGGUGUCUCACCUCAUCAGUCGGAUUAAACUAUUUAUUAUUUUAUGUACUUUUUUAAAAUGAGAACUAUGAACGUUGGCCUUUAUAUCUCGUUUCUAGUUCUGAAAAGAAUAAAGUAAAUAUAACAAAUAAA